AUGGAGACACAAUCCGAACAAAAUCGCAAUGUUCCGGACAACGAGACUCCCGCCCCGAACAUCAAUCCGACACCCCAGCCGCUACCAGCCAGACCGCUACAGCCACCACCACAACCACCCGGAACAAAGGACCUCGAUCAAAAGCCGACGCAUGCGUCAGACAGACUCGGGAAAGCAGUAGCUAAACGACCUUUCAUCACGAUCUCAGCAUCUCUGGUCCUCGCUUUUGUUGGAUCGACUUGCUUUGCAUUGUUUUGGACAACGGAAACACGAAUAGAAAAACUUUGGUUGCCGAAAAACGUCGAAUUUCUGCGAGACUUGGAAUGGGUUCAGGAUCAUUACCCACUCGAAUUAAGAAUCCAGCAAGUCAUCAUCAAGCCGAAGAAAUCCGGCGUUAAUGCGCUUCAACCGGAAUUUUUCUCCAUGCUUUUGCGAGUGCAUGAAACGGUGUCUAAAUUGACAGUGCGAGGGAAGACUUGGACGGAUGUUUGCAUGAAAAUUCCUGUGGUUCACGAUGAAGAUUCCGCAAGAAAUCGGAAAAAGAGGCAAAUACUUCAGUCGCCAGGCGGACAACAAUCAGAUUCUUACAAUUCCUACGACAACUAUUUUGAUUUUGAUAAUAAUACCAGCAAAAAUACAACAUUGGACGACGAAGAUGACUUUUUUGCGGCUUACGACGACGGCGAAGAAGAGCAUUUGUGGGACUUGCCCAGGGAAUUGUAUUGCCCAGUGUUGGUCCAACUUCCGGAACUGUGUUGGGCCAGAGGACCCUUGGAAUUAUUCGGGCAAAAUGCUUCCGAAUUCUUGUCGUCGCCUCGUCACGGAAAUCGCCUCGUCACGACAGAUGACAUCAUCGCGAUGCUCGGACGAAACCGUGGCAUGGAAGCCAGCCCAGUGUUUGGCCAUCGUACCGACUUCUCAGCCUAUCUGGGCAAAAGUGUGACCAACGCAAGUGGAUACACGAUGUUCGCAGAAGCACUCCGCAUGGAAUGGAUCUUGAAAGUGAAUUCGUCUCUGAUCAAAGAGCGCAACAGAUUAUAUCCAACAGCUCUGGGCUCAAUCGCAGACGACGACACGGAAGAAUUUGAAUCAGUUUUCAUCGAAGCCAUGCAGAAAUUAUCUCGAGAAACUGAAGAUGAAGAUUUUACAGUGUUGUUCAGUUCCAGUCGCAGCUUCGUGGACGUGUCAACGAAUGCGAUUAUGGGUGAUGCGAUGAAAUUGGCACUGGGAUAUGGCAUUGUGUUUAUCUACACAGCGAGUGUGCUUGGAAAGAAGAAUUGGACUGAAAACAGGGGGUUGCUGUCGAUUGUAGGGAUUUUCAGCGUGUUCUUGAGCAUAGUGACAUCUAUGGGAUUGUGCCAAGCACUGGGUGUUUUGUACGGACCCAUGCACAACAUGCUGCCAUUUUUACUCCUCGGAAUUGGCAUAGACGAUAUGUUCGUCGUAGUUGAGUCCUUUGAGAACAUUCCGAAAGAAAAGAAAGACACCUUGCGUGUAAACGAGCUCAUGGGCCUAACAAUGCGAAAAGCUGGACUCGCAAUUACUGUGACUUCAUUGACCGACUUUGCAGCUUUCGCAAUCGGAGCUUCUACUUCUUUGCCUGCUUUAUCCGGUUUCUGCAUUUACGCUGCUGUCGGAGUCGCAUUUCUUUACCUCUUCCAAGUGACAUUUUUCGCUGCAGCUUUUGCACUCGAUGCCAAAAGAAUGGCUGCCGGCAGAAACGGAUUUUUGCCUUUCAUCAAGCACAAGCAAACUUUUGAAAUCACCGAUAGUCUUCAUUGGACACAAGUGAAUGUCACUAAACUGGUGAUGAAGGAUUACUUGGGCCCAGCUUUGACCCAUACAUGGUGCAAGGUUCUUGUGUUACUUCUUGCUGGUUGCAUGACAGGAUUCGGCUGUUGGGGAUUGACUGAACUGAAACAAGAUUUUGAUCCAAUCUGGUUUCUUCCACAAACGUCCUACGUGCACCAAUAUUCAAUAGUUGAACGCGAAUUUUUCCCUGCGUCAACCAAUUUUGGCAAAACCUUAAUUAGCACAAAGGGUCAUCGGAUUGAAGCCUUGCCGAAACUUCGCGAUUUAAUUCAAGACAUGGAAAGCACACCAGAGGCAAAAAUCGUGUCUGUCGAUUCUUGGAUUGAUUCUUUCGAAAACUGGACUUUGACAAACUUCAAUUCCUCGUUUUUCGACGAACAGAGCAACGAGACGGACUUCAUGCCGAAAUUGAACUUAUUUUUGUACUCCCCGGAAGGCUUUAAGUAUCAAAAGAAUUUCGUGAUCUCAGGGAAUUUCUCCUGUUAUGGUUCAGCCGAAGAUGCUGUGAUUGAGUUGUCGACGAUUGACUACGUGCACGCUGUCGUUGACGAGCCGGAAGACCAGAUUUUGGCAUUGGAUGCCAUUCGCUCCAAAUUGCGGAAGUUGGGCACAGAGUCCAACAAUGAACCGAUUGGACGAGCAGUUUCUGUUUUGUAUGGAUCCUGGGAAACAAACCAGGUCAUCGGUCAAGAGCUGCGACGUAAUGUGGCAUUGGCGCUGGGCUGUGUGUUCGUCAUGACCCUGUUGCUCAUCGCGUCCCUGAGAGCGUCGCUGAUCGUUACUGCUUGCGUGUGUCUCACUGUGGUGGAUUUGGCAUUUUUGAUGCAUGUCUGGGGCCUGACCAUUGACACCGUGUCCUGCGUGGCUGUCGUGAUAGGGAUCGGACUCAGUGUGGAUUACGCGGCUCAUGUUGCUCAUGCGUUCCUCCAGAUGUCGCCGGCUUCCAAUAGGCCAUCCAGAAACGACAGGACUCGCUACGCACUAUCCUCCAUCGGAGCAGCAGUUUUCCACGGCGGAUUGUCCACUUUUCUUGCAAUUGUUGUACUCGCAGACUCCGAUUCUCACGUCUUCAAAACAUUCUUCAAGGUGUUCGUCGGCAUCGUGGGCUUUGGUUUGUUCCACGGCUUGAUCCUUCUGCCAGUGGUGCUGAGUCUCGUCGGCCCUGUCUGCUGGUCGACACCGUACUUUUUCGCGCAACCUCGUCAUUCAGGAAUGUACGACUUUGCUCGGGUUUCAUCGACGUCUUCGCCGGCGGUCGUUUUUGCAGUGUCCAUGCUGAAUUUAGUGUCGACUGUCGACAGCAGUGUCGAGGAUGGGUCUCUGCUUUCGGCGUGGCAAAUGAGCUCGUGCCAAUUCGGCCACUGUCGAAACGGUCCGAAACAAGACGCCUUGAUGGUCUUCAGCUUGUCGCUCACUCUGUUGGGCUGGGCGGACAAAGUUUUCAAACGUUAUUUUUCAUUGAUGACUUUGAAGAUCAACUUCUUGGCGAUUCACUCCCACACGCUGUGCUGCUUCCCAUCCCAACUAAGCCUGAAAGUGAACCUUCUGAGCAUUUGUCCAACCAUCAUCUGCAUGAACCCGUCAGCAUUCGACGUCUGCAUAUCUGUGCUUCACAUUGCACCUUGUUUGCUGUCGGUUUCGCCUCACAUGCUCUGCUUGCACUACUCCUACUUGACGUAUCAUCCGUGCCUUUGGUCUAUCAAAGAAUGGAGCGACAUCUUCCCGCCAAAACUUGUUAAAUAUUUAAGAAACGAACCCGCCGGUUAUCCAGGGGCUGCGCGUGUUAUUUGCUGCCUAAAGGAGAAAUCCUUGGACUACGAUAGUUCUUCCGAAGGGAAUCCGACAACGAACGAAGUUCUCGGGAUUCGGGACCCAGAGACUAAGGAAACCCUGGAUCGAACCCUGGGUUCCGUUGGAACCCAGAACCAGGGGAUACAAAAGGCCCUCAUUAACCGGGUCAAACACUGCCUUGAUCCUUGUCGCCGCGGAAAUUACACGAACGGAACACAAGCGGAAUCAAGACCCGGGGUCUUGGGGCUCGUUACCCAUGCAAAUCCCUUCUGCACAUUC
Molecule: messenger RNA, 3882 nt
Organism: Notodromas monacha
Lineage: Eukaryota; Metazoa; Arthropoda; Ostracoda; Podocopida; Cyprididae
Source: the annotation of a GenBank genome assembly